Molecule: messenger RNA, 2041 nt
Organism: Oryzias latipes (Japanese medaka)
Lineage: Eukaryota; Metazoa; Chordata; Actinopteri; Beloniformes; Adrianichthyidae
Gene: letmd1
Product: LETM1 domain containing 1
Biological process (GO): intracellular monoatomic cation homeostasis
Cellular component (GO): mitochondrial inner membrane
Molecular function (GO): ribosome binding
Source: RefSeq, a predicted model, not a curated record
CGCAGCAGUGACGCUGAGCUGCAGACAUGGCGCUGUCCUGUUUGAGGAUGUGCCGCCUCCUGUCACCGGUUCGACUGUGUUGUGUCGGUACCAGCAGUUCGACACCUAGCUUUUAUCUCUCCAGUCUAUCGCAUCAGUCCAGGUCUCCUCUGUGUUACACAGUGUGUAGACACUACACCUCAUCCAAAGUUAGACGGGGUCUUGGACGUUUUAUUUCUUCCAAGCUCCAGACAGCCAACAUAAAAUAUGAGAGUUUCCUCAAAAGGAGGUUUCCCAGAUUCUUUCUGCUGUAUCACACUUUCAUGGAAGGCUUCAAAAUGUUGUUCCAUGAUGCCAAAGAGGUGAAGAGGAUAAAAAUGAAAAUGCUUUAUGAAGGUGUAAAGCAUCAGGACUUGCCCUACAGGGAGAUGGAGAAACUAAGACAGUUUCGUAGAGAUUUGUUCAAGGCCAUCCCUCUUGUGGUGAUAUCCAUCCCUCCCUUUGCCAACUACCUGGUUUUCGUCCUGAUGUACUUUUUCCCACGCCAGCUUUUAAUCCCUCACUUCUGGAACCCUCAGCAGCAGGUUGAGUUUCGGAGUUUGUAUCAUUCCAUCAGGACCCGGAACCACCGGCCGAUUCUAGAAGAGCUCGAGGUUGCAAGUCAUCGUGUCAAAAAUGUUCAAGCACAAGCUUGUCUUAAAAGCUUGUGUGAUGAUGUGAGAAGGGGAGCAAACCCCCAGGUUUCUGACAUCCUGGCUGUUCGCAGUCUGUUCGUAGGACCACCUUUGGGUAUAAAGAGAUUGAGCGUUGGUCAAAUGCGGCACAUAAGCCCCCUGCUCUUCCUGACGCCCCACCUCCCGGGCUUCCUGAUGGGCCAAAGGCUGAACACCCAUGGCUUGGAGCUGCUCCAGCUGGAUCGAGCCCUCAGCAGAUUGGGCCUCCAUCAGCUGAAUGAGUCUGAACUCAGACAGGCUUGUUAUGUAAGGGGUAUCAACUCUUACUGUCUUGGUACUAACCAGUGCCGUGAGUGGCUGUUUCGCUGGCUUCAGGUGUCCUCCUCUCUGAAAGACUCAGAGGUGUCGCUGCUUUUGCACUGCAUCGUAUUUCUUUCUGCAAACUACCCGAAGUCUCCUCAACGCUGCUGACGAUGCAAACGGCUCUCGCAAUUAGGGCCUUUGGGGCGCUGCACAGCGCAACUUCCUCAAAAAUUUCAACAGUACCUUGAUGAAGGGGGGAAAAACCAAGUUUUUGUAAGUGUGAGAGAAAAAGUGAUCAGACAUCACUGAAAAGAUGCUUAGAAGGCUUAAACAUUUGUAGUUAAAAGAAUCCUAUUUUGACAAAAAUAUACUGCAGUGUCUUCAGGCAGGUGUGUUGCUGUGCAGUUUUGAUUGUUACAUGUGUUUAAAUGAAGCCCUUAUAUUAAAUAUUUAUUAGGUUUGUUGCCCUGCAAAUUACAUCAUCUGGUCCCAUCUGAGCUAAAACAGAAAUAUGUCUUUAGGACAAUCAUAGACAAAUAAUAUAUAAAACAUAUAAGCUCUGUAUGAAUUCUGUUGUUUUUUACGUCAUCAAACUUCUCAUUUUGUCGUCUGUCUCUUUGUGUUCUGCUUGUUCUAUUUGGCUUUAUGCUGGUUUUGAGAACAUUAGAAACAUGAUUCUCUGUUAAAAAGGGAACAAAUGCUAAUCAUCAGAAAACAAUCGGAAGCUGGUUUUGGUUCUGAAGCAAUGUGUGGAAACUGGCCCGUUUUCCUGCUUGGUGAGAAGCUGAAAUUCCUGUUGCACACAAACCAACCCUCUCUGAGCUGCCUGCAUGAUCGCAUUCAGUUUUGAUGGCACUUAAUUGUUUACCUAUGAGUUUUGUUUUCUCUGAGUACUUUAUUACAUUUGUUUUUUUAUGUGCCUUUUGCAAAUAUUGGUGCAACAUUGCCUAAAUAUCAAUUACAACGUAUUUUCUUUACAUCUUUAUUUUAUAAUUUAUUUGCUCAACAAAAAAAUGCUGAAUGUUUUGUUCCUUUGUUCUACACCAUUAGAGAAUAAGGAUUUUAUUAAACAUCUUCAUGCCAAA